GUACAUAACGUUGAACGGGACCGUUCGGAGCUGGGUCGUCAGUCUCUCCUAAGUACUCUACCCUUUCUUUUCGCGUCUAAUUAUAAAUCCUCGACCGACGCAUUCUUGGCCACUGUCCAAACGAUCUUUGGCGGAUUCGUCUCGGUGAAGUCAGAGUGGCGUAGUGCGAGAGGAAGCCGAGUGAGUUGCGUCGUUGUGGAAAAGCCGCGGGGAAAGCCGAGUUUCUUUGUUCUGUGCGACGGGACGGGACGGAACGGAACGGGACGCGACGCGACGGCUCUGCGCAUACAUUGUGGUGGUGGUGGCGCAGCAUCGUUUUGUGUAUUGUGUGUGUCGCGCGGUGGAUCGAGAUAAUUUCGUCGUCCCUCAUGCGUAAGACGGGACGAUAGCCAAGAAUAGAUGGCUAUUAAUAUUUAAUCUACGUUGAGCAUUGCCCUAUAAAUCGCGUAAAUUUUUACAACAACGAGAUCUCUGUGAACGACAGUGUCGCUCGUAUCGUGAAUCAAGCAUACGAGGAAAAAGGACGGACGGACGGACGGACGAACAGACUGACAGAGAAGAGCGAGAGAGCGCGGCGGACGCGAUCGCGUAACACGGCGCGCGAGUGCUUUGUUUUGCCGAGCAGCUGAUCCGAGGCGGCUGGUUACGUGAAGGUAAAUGCGAUACGCGCGUCGCUCUUAUCCUCAACGCCAAAGGAAUCGGCCGUUUGCGCGCGCGCACACACUCGGAUUGUAUGCAUUUUCACCGAAACCCGGAAAAGCUACGUCGCGUCACCAGAGCCCGCCGAUUGAUUCGAUACAUUUGAACGUGUACACAAGUCGAGGCAGCAUCUGGCUCCAUUGUUGCGAAUCGAUCGCCACGCUCCCCGUUGUUGAAGGGAUUUUUGGAUCCCUCGUUGAAUGGUUUCAUUUGACGUAAAAACGAAAUCUGUUAAUAUUUCAAGUUUGACGGAAACAUAUGAGAACUCAUUUUUUCUCUUACAGAUUUUUCAAAGAAAUCCAAAGAAAACGUACUGUGAUGAUUUAAAUUACGUCUUUGUUGCAUUUAAAACGACCGCUCAAUAAACCGAGCCUAUGACGUAAAACGUUCAUAAAUCACGAAGUGCGUUGCGAAGAUUAUAACAAAGGUGCAUGAAGCGACGUCAUCGACCGGUGUUUCUCGCCUUUACAGGUAGAAGUUAAUGCUUGAAACGGGCGAAUGGUCAAUCGAACCAUAAACGACAUCCCGCUGUUUAUUUCGACCAGCAGUCUUUCAAAGAAUUAGCUUUUCCUGCAGUCGUAAAAAGGACCGAGAAGGACGCCCAUAAUCGAAAAGACGCCGUUUCGAGUUUCUUUCGACGAACAGCCAAAAUCCUCGUGGAUCUUUCGGCAACUACGUAACAAUUAAUUCGGAGCUCUCGAAAAAUCUGGAUGAUACUGUACGACGUGGGGCGAUUUUUAUGUAAUAGGACUUCGUCUCGAGACCGACAUCGAGAAUAGUGUUGAUCGAUGCGGCAUAGUCUCGGAGGGGCCGUCCUCGCGAACGACCAGGAACGUGGGGUACGGCCCCGAUCGAGCUGACUAGGGGAACCAUCGAGGCCGUGGGCCUCCUGCUGCUGACGGGACUCGUGCCAGAAGGAAGGAAUCCACGACGGCAGGUUGAGGUAUUCCAGCAAACACAUUUCUGUUGUUGGUCAUUUAACCGGCUCCACGAUGCUCUACAUCUUCCACGUUGACACUGGCACUACCAUCACCUUCGACAUUGCGCUGGCUCUGGAAAGCGUGAGCCAGCUGAUGGAGGCGAUCGAGAGGGAAUGCGGUGUAGUAGCGACGCAUCAGGUGCUGCUUAUGAGCGGGGGCGAAUGUCUGGAACCCAAUGCACGUGUGUGCUCUUACUCGGCUGGAACCGACACGAAUCCGAUAUAUCUAUUUAGCAAGGCUGCCAUUGAGAGUAGCCUUCCGCCUACACCGAGUAUAGAUUACGGUUCCGAUGUGGAUCUUCAGACCCAGAUCGAUGCUUCGCUGGCGAUGCCGGCCACCUAUCAGACUCUUUGUGCACGAGCCCAUCUGGCUCAACAUUGUUGUGGCCUAGCACGAGAGCAGACAAGAAUCUGCGAGAAGCUAGUUCAUGAUCAGCACCUUCAACAGCAGGGUUGGGCUGCGGUAGUUGCGAAUCUCGAGGAUAUUACACAAAUGUUUCAAACACGAGCCGAGCAAUUCCAACAAGCCUUUGUCUUGUAUCUUGCUGAGAGGCAGCGACAUACGGAGCUCCUUGACAAUUUUAGUGCCGAUCUUGGUACUCUCGCGAAAAUUCCUAUUUUGCCGGCUUUGAGAGCUCAAGCAGAGGGUCUGUUGAGUCCGGAUGAUCAACCCACUCAAUCCUCCGAACCUGCGUCGGAGAGUUCCGGAGAAAUGCUUAGUCUGCUUCGAUGGAUCUCUGCUAAGGACAAUCAAAGCAGCCUGGAGCAAGUGGCAGAUCAAUGCUCGCGUGGCUUAGAACAGUUUGAUGAACGAUUGAUGGAGACUUUGAAAGCCGAAGUAAACGCUGCCAUCGACAAUGCCAAUAAGCAAGACAUGAAAGAAAUCAAAGGUUUGGGCGAGAGGCUGUUUGCUCUAGAACAAUUAAUGGUACAGACCAAGAAGCUUGUUCACGAGCAGGGCGAAUUGGCUCAAGGUUUUCUGCAGAAUCAAAAUCGCGCGAGCAAUCUGGGUGAUGCGAGCGUCUUGCCCGAUCUAUGCACUUCCCAUCGGCGACAAUUGCUCGUCAUGUUGCAGAAUCAUAAUCAGUUGCGUGACAUCCGUCGUAGAUGCACCAAAGCGAAAGAGGAGCUCUCGGUGAACAUCUAUCAUCGUCUCAAAUGGAUCAUGUAUGUGGAAAACAAGAUGGUGGAAGUGGGCAACAAGUUGAUUAUAUAUCACGAAAGCUUGAAGCGAUUGAGAAGGCAUCUGGAAGUGCUCCAACAAAUCCACUUGGCUCCGCAAAUGUAUAUAAGCGCGGUGAUUGAAGUGGUUAGAAGGCGCACGUUUUCGCAAGCUUUUCUCGUAUGGGCCAGCAAUCUGGCUUGUCAAUUGUUGACAGUCCACAGCGAAGAGUUAGCGCGUAGACGAGAGUUUCAAAGCAAAUUCAACGGUCACUUUUUGAACACUCUUUUUCCGGGUCUGGAGGACACGCCGCCGCCUUUCGCGACACAGGCACCUUCUGUCUUUGACAACGGACUACCGAAGCUGACCGCGGACGAUAUGGAGUCAUUGAGGUCGCAGCUUCCGGACUUGGCACUAACUAUCUCUACGCCAGAUUUAAAUAACAUUACACAAUUCUUUUUAUCCAAAAGCUUUACCGAAGGCAGCACUGGCGAUAUCAAGAAGAAGGAUGCUACGUCAGUGAGCAUCGACGUUGCAGCAAAAGAACAAGAGCGUGCUAGAGCGCCGUUGUUGUCCGACAGGGGCGACUUUGAGUCUGAAACAGAUACGGAGGAAUUUGAAAAGAUCGGUCAGGCCGGUGCUGACGCGGCCAAGCCCGCCGUGUUCGACGUUACAAAACAAAAGCGGCAGAAGCAAUUGGAGGUUGGUGCUUCACGAAGCGUGUCCCCCGCUUCGUCGACUUCGACUAACGUCUCCCCGUUAAAUUCGAAAGUCGCGGAUCUAACAACGCGUUCGUCCACGUCAAGCGAACCCGGUUCUUUCCAAUUUCCCAGCCUGUCUGCCGUGAGCGAGCGCCCGGUGCAGCUGAGUCCGCUGACCGAGUGCGUGGAGAACGGCGCUGUUGAUUCCUCUGUUUGCUUGCUCCGUAACGGCGCGAGUGGUCUCUCAAACUAUCGCGACGCUCUACCUCUCGAGGAGCAGCAUUCCUUGAGUCCGAAUCCCUCCUCCUUGCCACGGUCCUCCGCCAUGUGCGACGACCAGCAGCAUCAUUAUCAUCAUCCGUUGUCCGGUAGCGGUGGUAGCAGCCCAUCUGUCGGCGUAGGCGCUACCGAUUUUAUGGGUACCGAGUUUUACAUGGAUGAAUCUCUACCGAGCAGUCUCAGUGAGCAUCCUGUCGACGGCCAGCAUCAGGCUAUCAUGUCCCUUCUUCAGGAAAAUCUCGGUAAUACGCGCGAGGAAGUGGAAAGAUUGCAAUCCAUUCUGAAGACUAUGAAGAUAGUUGUAUGCGAAGAAUUGAAUUUCGUUCGGAACGAAUUGACGAUUCUACGAGAGCGAUCUAACGAGGACAAGAGUGGUCUCAUUGAGAUGACGGAACGCGCGCGAGUGGCAUUGUCCUUAUACUCGCAAGAGUGCGAUCGACGACUUCAAGAGCGCGAGCAGGAAUUGACGCUUGAGCAUGAGUUUAAGAUAACAGAUGUCAAGAAGCUGAUACAGAAUCAUGAAGAAGAAAUUUGCACACUCAAGCAUAAUCUUCUAGAAAAGGAGACAGAAUUGACAGAGCACGAGCGGUUGGUGGCUACGAUGCGUCAAAAGCUGGAAGAUGAACAAAUCGAGAGGGGAAACUUACAGACUCGUUUACACCAGCAACUUGAAGACUAUUCGAGAAUAUUGGAACAAGCGCGCAUAGAUAAGGAAGAGGCUGUGAAAAAGGCGAAUGAUGAAAGAUUUCUCGAGAUUACCUCUCUGACGAAUUCCUUGACACAGUGUCAGAAGCGAAUUCAAGAAUUGGAAGAGAAAUUGAUCACUGCUCGCAAUGAUCAAGAAAGAAUGGUGAAAGAGGUGACCGAUAAAGUCCAAACAGAAUAUAAGACGGAGUUGGAAACCAUUCGAAGUCGCUUUAAACUAAUGGCUGCUUCUACCAUGGAAAGGAGUCCCAGUGAUUCCAGUUUAGAAAGAAUUGAGCGGACAGAUGUUAUUGAAUUAGCGAAUCACGAGGCGAUCUUAGAGCAAGCAAGGGAAGAUAUGAAAGUAGAAAACGCUAUGGCCGUUCGUACUGCUAUAGAAAAGGAAAGAGCUGAUUGCAUGACGAAAUUAGAUAACGAAUUAAAAUUGGCAAAGGAAGUAGUUGAAGAGAAAAAAGAGAUUGAGAUGUACAGAGUAAGAACAAUUGCGUUGAUUGAACAGGGCAAGCGUUACAAGAACAUGAUAGAUCGAUUAAUUGAAGAAUUUGGAUUGAAAUCAGAGAUACAACAAACGAUGAAGGAGAAGGUGAAAAAUCUUGAAACGGACAAAGCAUGGUUAGAGAACAAUGAGGCAUUGAAGACAAUGCGGACAAUCAUGGAACAAAGUAAAGAUACUUUAUAUUCUCUAGAAUCUGAAGCAUGCAAGGAUUUAACUUACGAUCGACUGGAUGGCAGUCAAGUUGAUCUAGAGAAAGUUUUCAAGAAUCUAGAGUCUGAAAAGUACGAAGUUGAGGUCUCAGAAUCAAAGAAAGUGCGGUUAGAGGCUGAUGAUGAUGAUCUGACUCGUUUAUCCAGGCGACUUGAAAUUCUCGAAAACGACAACAAGAGGCUGUCCUGCGAGUUGAAUUCAAUACGUGCUAGUAAAGUGAUGGCCGAAGCGAAGGUAGAGGCAUUAAUGACAGAUAAAAUUCGUUUAGAAAUCGAGUUAUUGAAGGAACGAACCAAGAAGGUAUUUAGUAUCGACUCGUCGUUGCUACCUUCUGAAAACCGUGAUAGAGAUAUGAAUGCAUCGGUUGCGGUAGUUUCGGACUCUAGUUCAAGUCGAGAUGCGGCUACAAGUCCAGAACCGAGUCGACGAUCAUCUUCCAAAUCCAUAUGCUUCCACCCUUCCCUUUCCUCGUAUAUACAUAAGAAGGUCGCGGAAAAAGUGGCCAAGAUGGUGCAACAAGGGAUCGUUACUACCACCAGUUGCAAUCCAGGCGACGUGGUACUCAUAGUCUGGGAUACUGUACAUGGAAAUUAUGCAGUAUAUCAGGAAUCCUCGACUCUUUAUUUCCUUCAUUCGGACUACGUAGACGCAUUGGAAAUAGGGAUGAAUUUGAGCGGUUCUCGGAAAUGCGUUCUCGCUGAAGUGAUCGAUAAGGAAUAUUGUCACGCGAGAAAGCAUGAAAAUCGGUACCAUGUCCCCCGUGGCACAAAAUUUUACAGAGUGCGCGCUAAACCUCGAGAUGUACGCGUAUUGGCAGAUGAAACAGGUUCAUCGGGUUCAAUGUCGAAGAGUCAACUACCGUAAUUUUCCCGUAAUUUCAGACUAAAUGUCGAGAAUCCUUUGAUUCUUGCCUAGUACAAGCGCUGUGAUCGAGGAUUUGCUUCGGCAGGUCGCGUUUGUUACAAGACCAAGUUACCCAGAAUGCAAAUCCAGAACUUAUGUCUCUGCAACCAUCCAGAAACCUCGGUUAAAACCUGCCAGAGCCUCUAGACGCAUCCUUGAUAUCGAAAAACAUUAGGGUGAUGAUCCACAAUGAAAGAGGUAUGUGCAAGUUGGAUAAACAUGAAAUGAGAUGGAAGGAUGCGCCGGCGUUUUUUAUUGUGAUAUAAGUAAUUUUUAAACGAGUGAAACAUAUUUGCCGAAUGCUGUGGCUAGCUGUGAAGCGUAACGAUAGUUGCAUUCUUUGACUUUUCUUUUUCUAUAAAUGAGAAAACAAAGGGAUGUGAAUGCCGUUGACGAUUCUCUUUUUCAAUAAUUUGAUAGGAAGACCAAUAGAAUGAAAUACAGAAAGAGAAAGAGAGAGAGAGCGAGAGAGAGAGAGAGAGAGAGAGAGAGAGAGAGAGAGAUAUUAACUUCAAUAUUAGAUGUACAAUGCGGGAAGACGAAAACCAGUCCCUCAGACAACGUUCAGUUUUCUCUUUCCGCAUUCCAAUCAUUAUCUUUGCACUAUACGAAACGAAAAAACGUAAUUGUAAGUUUUACAAAACCGUUGUAGGAGAAUAUGCGAUUUAUGUAUUAUAAAUACAUGUAUAAUCGCAUUAGGUAAAUAAUAUAUACAUAUGUAUGGACGUGUGUGUGUGUGUGUAUUAUAUGUGUAAAAUUAUUUAUAAAUAUUACACAUAUAAUAAAUAUAUAAACACACCAUUGUACGAAACGUGCAAUAUCGAAUAUCUCACAGGUCCUAAAGUGGGGCUAAAAUUUUAUAAGAUGAAAAUUGUAUCUUGCAAUACAACUGUGUUGUGCAAUUUCGCAACUAUAUCUAAUAUGUUAGAAUAUUUAUACGAAAAGAUUGUGCUACGCGACAUUAUUUCCGACGAUUCUUUUAACAAUGUCUUGCAUAGUUUUUGUCGUAUGAGAAUCGUCCUUUCACUUUUCAUAUAUUUUCAGAUAUACUCACUUUCAUAUUUCUCCCUCUUCUCUCGUUACUCACUUUCGUAGUCUCUUAGUAAAUAUCAACGAGUUUGAGAGAUACGUAAACAUAAGCCAAUGUUUCUAUUGAAAUAAACAAAGGCUGCACAGUAUCGUUCCCAAUUUACUUAUUUUAUAAGAAAACGUUAGUUUAAGCAAUGCCCAUUGGAGAGUCAAAUCCGAAAGAGAGGCAUUCACGUAGGACAAAUUUUAAAACUGUACACAUACACGUAUAUGUAUAUAUCUUUUUUCUACUGUUUGACCGGUGUCCAUGCGAGUAUACUCACCGCUUUUACAUGAAGAGUCGCUUGCGGAGGAUUGCUCGUAAAAGCUCCUUUAGUUGUAUUUUUUUGUAUCAUUAAACAUUGUUAACUACUAUCUCGUUUCUCGUGAUGCGUAAACACUCAUAGUACAGUACAAUAGCUGUGAUUAUUAGCUUCAUGUUCUCACUUCUACUUAAUCACACACACACUCACAUGCAUACUUCUACUUAAUUAAAUUAAAUAAUUCCUCACGGUGUCGAACAACGAUUCGUUCUACGUAACCAAAAGAGGAUAUAUAAAUAUAUAAAUGAUAUUCUUUUUCUUUUUAUAAAAAGGAAUGCAAAACUAAUUCCUCGGCCAUCUUCAAAGAGCGACGAUUAUUGUUUGUUCGCGAUGAUUUCAAAUUUGGAGCGUCCAAUUUGCAGGUGAUUUGUAAAAUAUGCUGAUACGUAAGAUAAACUGUUCGAUAGGAUAUUAAGUUAUCUCUCUCGAGUUUCUCUCGAGGAAAGGAUAUGUUCGCUUUUAGCGAAUACAGCACACACAAAAUAGUAGCUAAUAAUAUUAUUCUUUCGCCUUCAGUUUGCACGCGUACUUCGCACAUACGUGCGCAAGACAAUGGAGUUUUAAUACCGAAAAGAUGGAUGGAUAAAUAACUUCCUCCUUUUUUCAAAAACAUAAUUUCUCUCUUCGCUAUCAUUAUUUGUCGCCCGAAAUCGCAUACGGAGGAGUAUGAAGUCUUGUACAUCGAAGUAAUACCAGUGUCGUGUAAAAAAAUAUAAUGACAAUAGUAACACGUUUUACUGCCACACGAUGAUGAAAAAUUAUUAAAAUUUGAAUUGUCGUACAAUUGAUCUGCGUAUGUGAUUUCUGCGUUAGUUUAGAUACGAUUCCUAUUAUACCAAACUUGUAUGUAAAUUUGAUAGUGGCAAAAAAACUUGAUGCACUGAAACUCUCCCAGACACACAAAGCUCAAAUGUUAUGUUGCUUUGAACUGAAAAUUUUUUGGUUGAACAUUUUUUACUCUCAGUAUGUAGAGAGAGUGAGAGUUCCCUUUUUUUGUAAAUAUAUUAAUAAAUUUACAGUAUCAUAGAUGCAUUGAAAACAAGCGAAAAUUAAUGAUUUAUUGCGAUAAAUUUGGAAAUUAAUAACUAUUUUUCUUGAUAUAAAAACUAAAACGGAGGAAAAAAGCAGAUCGUGUUUGCACGUACGUAUAUAUGCGAUUUUAUCAUAUUUUUAAAUAGCUACAUCGCGAUAAAUCAGUUAAGAUUGAGCUAAUCACAUUUGAGAGAUUGACGAAAAAUAAAAUUAUUUAAAAGGAUAUUCGUCACUCUGAAUGGAAAAGAUGUUCUGUUGUUAUAAACAUUUAAACAUACAUAUAUAAGUGUCCGUGCGUACGAUAUCGUGAUUUUUAUUUAUACUCGACUUGCAGCUCGAAGAGUGGCGAAAAACAUUUAACAUCAACAGACUCUCAUUCGACUCAUAUCAUUUUGUUUUCGCUGAGAAUCUCAAAUUCUUUUGUGUGCAACUUUGAUGCAACUUUUUUGCACUCUAUGAAAUACAAGACAAAGUGUGGCAGUGCUUUAAAAGACAUUCGAUUAACUUUUUCUUGUCUUUAAAAGAUACUCCAACGACGUACAUAGUUUGUCACGAAGUAUUUUUUCAAAAUGAAAGUGAAGAAAAUGUGAUAUUGUGCACGAUUGCAUCAGCUUUGCUAAGUUAUCACUCGCUUUUAAUAAUAUAAUCUUUAUAUAUUAUAAUCUUAUUUUGCUUUCAUUAAAUUAAAAAUCCAAAUAUCAAAGCAGUGCGUCAGUGUAUCAUAUAAGUGUAUCAUUAUUUAUUGAAAUGUUUGUAUGCUUGAUUAAAGAGCAAUCGAUUUUGCUUCAUUGGAUAUUUGAAAUUUGUACUUACGCAAUCAAUAUUGAAUGGCAUAAUAUUGAUUGACUUAUAAAAAAAGAAAAGAAUAAUCGAGUGUCCAAAGAGAAAGAUUUUUAAAGUAAAAGAAACAUCACAUAUAUAUUAUAUUAUCAAGAUUCAACAUUCGAAAAAAAAAAACAAAAAAAAACGUAUCAGAUAACGAAGACAUCGCUUUUAUAUUUAUAACGAUUCCAACUUUUAGCGAGAUUUGCUUUUCUUAUAUGCCUAAAUAUAGAGCAGUAGAAGAUCUUUGAUUUGGCUAAGAGUUUUUUAAUAAUUAAAAUUGUAAGUUAGAUGUUUUAAAAUUGAAUUAAAUUAAGUUGUGUGUUGAUCGCGUCUGUAUGGGCGUGCAUGCGUGCGUGAGAAAGAGAGAGAAAGAGAAAAAGUGCGCGUGUGUGUAAAUAAUAUUUGCAGGCGAUUGUUUCUCUAUAAAUUCUAAUUCUAAUUCGGCUGCUUUAUUGCAAGUUUAGACGCGACGGCAGAACUCUCCUGUCGUUCGCAUUUCGAAUCUCGAUAUUGAAGAGAAUCGUUAAAUUCCCCUCAACAUAUGCACUUUUCCUCUUUCUCUCUCUUUUAUUCAUAUUUUUCCUUCCUCUCUCUUUUCCUCGAUAGCACUUUUUCAACGAUGCAUUAUUUAACAUUCUCGUCCUGGCAAAUCUAUAAUUGUGCGGACAAGCUUUUGUUCCGUUAGCAUAUGUUUUGUUCAUUUUCAUGAUAACACUCUCGUAAAAAUAAAAAAGAUAUUGCGCAUGUGUAAUGAAGAAAGUGUAACACAUAGGUAUAUAAUAGCAAAAUAAUAUUGCAUAAUACAUACACAUAACAAUGUGAUCGUGAGAGUAUCUGUUGCGAAUAAAUCAGUUGCAAAUAAACAUGUGACCUUUUUUUUAAA
This is a messenger RNA of Cataglyphis hispanica, 10265 nucleotides long. It is a transcript of the gene Atg17, whose product is annotated as RB1-inducible coiled-coil protein 1. Gene Ontology annotation, biological process: piecemeal microautophagy of the nucleus; positive regulation of protein phosphorylation; autophagy of mitochondrion. Gene Ontology annotation, molecular function: molecular adaptor activity; protein kinase binding. Gene Ontology annotation, cellular component: extrinsic component of membrane; Atg1/ULK1 kinase complex; phagophore assembly site membrane. NCBI's taxonomy places the organism in Eukaryota, Metazoa, Arthropoda, Insecta, Hymenoptera, Formicidae. The record is from RefSeq and is a predicted model, not a curated record.